CGGUUGGGUUUCUGUUGUGAGGGGAGGCGGCGGCGCGAGAAACGGCCAUGAACGGGUUCGGCGUCGGGGCACCCCCGCCCCGGAGUACCGGCGGCGAAACCCUGGAGAAGAUUGACAUGUCGCUGGAUGAUAUAAUUAAACUUAAUAAGAAAGAAGAACGGAAACAGUAUUCCCCCAGAAUGAAGAGAGAGGCUCCGCAGAACGGGACAUGGCAGUUCAGGAUGAGGAGGCCCAAAUGGGGAAUCCAGGAGUACACAGGUUUUGGUAAGAAUCGCUUAGGACGCCGAAGGAGAACAGCUGGGAAGAGGCGCUCUUAUGGUGUUAAGACCGGCUUGGCAGCGAGGAAAGCGUUAGGAUCGCACAAAGGCAUCAGCCCUCUGAACAGACCACCUCUUAGUGAAAAGAACGUUCAGCGGAACUACUCGGUCUUGAAAAGGAAGAUGACCAUCCAGAGGCAGUCUGAGUUGCAGAGGAAGCCAGGAGCCGUUCUCAAGAGGCCGACCCCGCUGAAUGGAAGAACUAAUAUUCAGCCCCCUUCUGCCAGACUUGGAAACAAAUUAUAUCAGCAGAAAGAUUCUCGCCAAGCGACUUUCCUCUUCAGGAGGGGCUUGAAGGUGCAGGCACAAGUACAUCCAGAAGAUGACCCAAACAGUCAGGAUACAAAACGGACUCCUCCGUGGCGAACAUCCACAACGAAUGGAGGCAUUUUGACUGUGUCUAUCGACAAUCCCGGCGCAGUGCCAUCGCCAAGCUCUUUGAAGCCAAGAGUAACUAGCAUUCCGAUGCCUCCCUUCCUUAUGAAGAGGGAUCAGACGGAAGAGAAGAAGAUACCUAAAGGUGUUCCGCUACAGUUUGACAUUAACAGUGUUGGAAAGCAGACAAACAUGACUCUCAACGAACGCUUUGGUAUCCUGAAGGAACAAAGAACAGCCCUCUCUCAGAACAAAGGCAGCCGUUUUGUAACUGUGGGCUAGGGGCCGACAGACAAACGCCCGUAUGUGGAUGGCCUGUCUUUCGAAGGGACUGAA
Messenger RNA from Euleptes europaea (tarantolino), 1028 nucleotides. RefSeq names its product forty-two-three domain containing 1 (gene FYTTD1). Gene Ontology annotation, biological process: mRNA export from nucleus. Gene Ontology annotation, molecular function: mRNA binding. Bases 48 to 974 code for a protein of 308 amino acids. The transcript has 9 exons. Lineage: Eukaryota; Metazoa; Chordata; Lepidosauria; Squamata; Sphaerodactylidae. The record is from RefSeq and is a predicted model, not a curated record.